GGAGCCGCUGGCACAUAUCGAUAACCUAAGUCAAAGAUGGAGGAGACGACACCAAGUACCUGCCACAAAAGCGAUUUCAAGUAGCAACAACAAACUAACAUUGAAAAAUAGAUGUUUAUGAGAUUCAUCAGCAGAAGAGCAUAAGACACAACCUGAUGGUACAUUGAGUCCUCAAGAAAUCAAACAGUCUCGAAUUGGAAGUCUACCAACAAAAACAAUAUGUUACUUUUGUCGAUACAUUAUAAUCCAAAAUACAAUCUAGAUGUGUAAUUCUACUCCUAUUGCAUGAAAAGAUGGGUUCAGAUUUUAGAAUAAAAGAGAUUGCUUCGACACUGAGAGCAACCAUUUCCCAAAACUCAAAUCCAUAACUUGCAAUAUUCUCAAUCACCCACUAAAACUAAUGAAAGUAUGAAACUCAUUUUAGUUUCUUUCCACAAUAAUGAUAUAGUACAUUGAAUUACUUUAUCGUAUGUGAAAUAGUUGUAAAACUAAAAGUCCAAUGAUGAUUUUUUAGUAUUUUUUGAAAUUAUUUUGGAAAAUUUUCAUUCAAAUUUUUUGAACAACAAUUUUUCUUUUAAGAGUUUAGCAAGACCUUCUUAAGCUUGCAUAUAUAUCUUACUGAAUUUGUAAUUUUUUCCGGAAUUCAGGAAUAUGUUCAUUCUAUAACUUGUAUAUAUAUUUAGGAAAUUCUUCUUAAAUGUAUAUAAUAUCUUAUUGAAUUUGAUUUAUAUACAGUCAUAUCUAAGAAAAUAUCAUUCAACAUGUGACAUGUUUCGAAAAUUUACGAAGAUACUUUUAAUAUGUAUAAUAUCUUUAUAGAUAUUAAAUUCAGGAAGGUCUUCCAAAAUUUUUACGAAGACAUUAUACUAAUUCAUGGAUGUAUUCCUAAACUCAAAUCCAGAAAGAUAUCAUACACAAUUCUGAAAGUUUUUCUAAUCUUUUUUGUAAAGAAAAAAACUUUUUCAAAAAAUUAAUCAUCUUUAAAAAUAUCUAUUUCACAAUAUUUAUUUUAUAUAUUUACAGAAAGAUGCAUAAUUGUCAUUUAUUUUGAUUAUUUUUAUAGUUGAAUGUUAGUUUAUGAACAAAAAAUUGUUUUAAGAUUAUCUGAGGUCAUUUUUGUUUCAAAUAUUGUAAAUUUAUAUAGGGCAAUUGUCAAUAAUAGCACCUUUUGAAGUUUUCCUCCCCAAACUAGCACUCAGGAUCAGAAAUCACAAAAAUAGGUUUCAUUAAAGAUGUAAUUUACCUUGGUACCCUUUGUUAUAAGAAUAAAAAAAAAACAUUUCAUUUCAUUCGAUCGCGAAUCGUGUCGUCUCCUCUCGGGAAUCUUCAAACUCUCACCGGCACUGCCGUCUCCGACUCGGGAAUCGUCGUCUCCGGCUCGGGAAUCAUCUUCUCCGACUCGGGAAUCGUCGUCUCCGGCUCGGGAAUCAUCUUCUCCGACUCGGGAAUCGAAGUCUCCGGCUCGGGAAUCAUUUUCUCCGGCUCGCUAAUCAUCUUCUCCGGCUCGCUAAUCGUCUUCUCCGGCUCGCUAAUCAUCUUCUCCGGCUCGAUAAUCAUCAGCGUCACACUCUCUACUCUCAAAAUCGGUAACUUUUUAAAAUUAGGGUUUUUGAAUUAAAAUUUGGGAAACUUGCGUUUUGAUUUUGAUUUGUUUGUUAUUCGUUCUUAUUAACAAGCGAAGCAAAUGAAGACUUUUGUGUUGUUUUGUAUUUGUAUUGUUUCAGGAAACCCUUCCUGAAAAUUGGUUUUUUUUUUUUCUUGUCUACGCAGGAUAGAAACAAGAUGGGAGAUUCAGUACCUCUAAAACUAGCACUGCCAGAGCUGAAGUAUCCUAUUGGUUCACAGCCAAGGGAAAAGUCAGCAAUCAACCAAUACUCCGGCUCAGAGUAUAUCUCUAUUGUCAAAAGCAUCCUAAAACCAGAUGAGAUGAUGAGAGUCCGGGGAUCAUUUCUGGGACCUAUAAUAAAGCUCAGUGAGAGAGGAUUGAAGUUAUCAGGAAAGAUAGUCUACGCCAUUCUCACUAGAAGCAUCGUUUCUGUCAAGGAGAAUGAAGCCUGGUUCCAUUUCGCUGCGCAGCCAAUGAGGUUCUCUAUAAGAGAAUUUCAUAUGAUGACAGGCUUGAAAUGUAGUGGUGCAUUAGAAGGACCACGAAGGGAACCCGAGAGGUUUAAUUGGGAAUUGCUAAAGGGGCGUAGUCAUAAGUUAAGUGACGUGGUGGACCAGCUCAGAAACACAAGAGAAGAUGCUUCUGAGGAGAGAGUAUGCCUCGCAAUGCUCAUCCUGGUAGAGAGCAUAUUAUUGCGGAAGAGCAAAGGAGGGAGUUUUCCUUUGGAAUAUGCGAAAAAUGCACAGGAUAUGACAUAUCCAUGGGGAAAAGAGGCUUACAUUGUGCUCCUGAAGUCAAUUCAAAACGCUGUGGCGAAUCAUUUGGAGAAUAAAUCCAAAUUUGAGUUGCAAGGUUAUCCUCUAGUAUUCCUUCUUUGGAUACUAGAGUCGAUUCCUUUGCUAAGGAAUAAGUUCAGUAAGUGUGUACCAACAGUUGAGGUUCCUGGGCCGACUUACUUGUGUGAAAAAUACACUGAGAUAGAGAAUCCAUCACUUGAUAGGGUUUUACAGGUUGAAGCUGAUACAAAGCUGAAGGUCCAUUGCAUACUACCUUCUAUUCCUCAUGAUCCAGAAGAUGAUAUCUCCAUUGAAGACAAAUAUAGUGACGAGUUGGAAACAGUGAAAGAUGUAACAAAGAAAGGGUACAAGAUUACAGCCGAUGACUGGGAAAAUAGGUGUGUAGACACAUUUGACACAUUGGAUGCUCUUAUUCAAAUGAUGGCAAAUAAGGAGACUGGCCAAGCCUCUACUCCGAUUGAUGAGGAUUCAGUAAAUGAAAAAGUGAACAGGAUCAUCACGGUAAUGGAGGAGAAUCUGAAGAGCAUGAAGGAUCGAAUGUCAUUACUGGAAGAAGAAAACAUACAUCUUAGAGCUCGUGUGUCAGAGUUGGAAGGAAACAGCAAUGUUUCUCCCACUAACGUGACACAAAAGCGAUCCAGUGGGACAUCUUUAUCUCCAAUGUCUCACACGCAACCAUCCAGUGGGACACCUUUAUCUCCAAUGUCUCACACGCAACCAUCGAGUGAGACACCUUUAUCUCCAAUGUCUCAACAGCCUAAUUUGACACAUGAGGAGACAAUGAUUGAAUCAGCUGCAUCUCCAAAGUCUCAACAAAAUGAGGAUUACACGCAAUCAUCGAGUGAGACGCCUUUAUCUCCAAUGUCUCAACAGCCUAAUUUGACAAAUGAGGACACAAUGAAUGAAUCAGAUGAUGAAACUCCUGCCCUUGAUACACAAGUAUUCUCUCCUAAUCUGACAAAAGAGAGGGAAACACAAACCUCUACUGAUGAAACGCCACCCAAAACUAAUCAAGGAGAAGGAAAACCAGAUGAUGAGAUUGUGAUUGAGUCACCUGCUGCUCAGACUCAAGUUUUGCAAAAAGAAACACUGGAAAUGAAUGAGACACCUUCUUCUCCAAUAUCUCCAAAGAGUAUUGAGGCUCAAGUUUUUACUCCAAUUCAGAAACAGCAGACGGUAACAGAGGAAACGUAUGAGGCUACACAGCCAUUGACUGAGAUCAUUUCAGCAAACAAUAAAAAGGAGGAUACACAUGCUGUGCAUUACAGACCUUCCUCUCCAUUGUCUUCACUAAUUGCACUAGUUAUUGAAGAAAAUAAGAAUGCUUUGAGUGAGACAGAAACUGCGACCCAAUAUUUUUCUACAAGUGAAGGAGAGCAUUCACAAUCAAGCAGGAAGAAUCAAGAAGAAGAAUAUCUCAAGGAUACUACAGAAGCUACUACUGAGCUAGUUUCCACAGAUGUUUCGAAGACACAGCCUCUUACUCCGCAAACACAGCACCUUCAGACAAGUGAGGGAGAUCAAUCCGAUGAGACACCAUCAGAGCAGAAUCAAGCAGAAGAAAAUCUCAAGGAUACUACAGAACCUACUACUGAGCUAGUUUCCACAGAUGUUUCGAAGAUGCCGCCUAUUACUCUGCAAACAGAGCAUCUUCAGACAAGUGCUAUAGAUUUUUCAGAAACAAACGAGGUUGAAGUAAGCAGGCUUCUAGCUCACUUUCAAAUAGGCGCAGAGGUUGAGAUUUUGUCUACUGAUGACGAAAUAUGGUAUCCAGGAAAGGUUGUUGAUCUUAAACUGUGUGAAGGACUAGAGGAGCUGACAGUUGAGUACACGACACUCUUCACAGACCAACAUAGACUUCAGAAACUUCAGGAUACUAUCACGGCUGACAAAAUACGUCCUGCAACACCAACUAGUGACCAAAAAUCCUUUGAGAUGAUGGAUAAGGUAGAAGCCUUCUACAACAAUGGCUGGAGCAGCGGACAAAUUAGCAUGGUACUUGGUGAUAACACAUACUCGGUGUGUCUCUAUACUUCUAUGGAAACUAUUCUAUUCAAACAUUCAGAUUUGCGAAUUCAUAGAGAAUGGAAAGAUGGAGUCUGGAAGAUGGCAGAUAAGGUGAAGCCUGAUAAGAAAAGGAAAGCUGCUGCCUCAUCACAAAAUUCAGGAUUGGAUAAUGUUUUCCUAAGAAGGAGCGAGAGGGUGCCUAAACGAUCUAGAGACACAAAAACUCCAUUCAAGUCUGACAGAAAUCCGGCUUUAACUGUAAUACCUGAGAUUAUACCUGCAGUUGAUCCGUUUUCAACUCCUGCGGAAAAUAAGCUUUCAAGGCUUCAAAAUUGGAUGACAUUAAAGCCCGGCAUGCAUGAAACGUCCCUAUCAAUCAAUGAUAAUAAGAUAAGGAAAUCUUUCUUUCAAAGCAUGGAAAAUGCAAAAAAGGACCUUAAGAAAGAGCACAUUGAUGGAGCCUUUGCAAUGCUAAAUUGCAGAAGAAAUGAGAAUGCUGCUUGGUUCCACAACUACAAGAUUCCAAAGGCGUGCUUCCUACCUAUGGAGUUCUUGCAUUGCUUGCUCUCUGAUGAUUUGGCUUACAAGAAAGAAAAGGUCAAAGGUAAAAAGAUUUUCAACGAUUUAUUUAAAGAUACUGUGAGAGGGAAGGUAUAUCCAGAGAAGACAUGGGGAGAAGAUGUUGAUGUUGUGUAUGGGAUUACUCUUGGAAAAAAAAGCAAUGUCUGGAUUGGGAUGGAAAUUCAUUUGAAGAAGAAAAGAAUCACAGUAUAUGAUUGUUUUCAAAAGGAAAGCAACAGCAUUGAUAUUCCUCAAGUGAAAAAGUUGGCAGUGUUGAUUUCUAAUCUGCUGGUGGAAUCUUCUGGUGAUGAGGUAGAUAAGGUGAAGAUGAUUCCAUUUGAGAUUGAGCAGGCACAAGGUUUACCCAAGACAAAACAUCCUUUCAACUGUGGGAUAUUUCUUGUCAAGAUUCUGGAGUGCCAGUCAUUGAAGAUAGGAGACAUGACAAAGAUUAAUGAUGACAAUGCAUUGGAGCUAAGGAGAACCUUGUCUUGUGAGAUCUUCAACCAAUUUGUGGAUGAGAGCUUUGGGAAAUGAGAAUGAUGCAUGAAAACAUUUUUUGUUUUAGUUAAGACUCGGUUUUAGUUAUGACUGUUUAUUUUGUUAUGUUGUUGGCGUCUGGUUACAUAAGAAAGAUUGGAAAGGAUA
Brassica rapa (field mustard) is the source of this 5619-nucleotide messenger RNA. RefSeq lists its product as uncharacterized. The record is from RefSeq and is a predicted model, not a curated record. Gene Ontology annotation, biological process: proteolysis. Gene Ontology annotation, molecular function: cysteine-type peptidase activity. Lineage: Eukaryota; Viridiplantae; Streptophyta; Magnoliopsida; Brassicales; Brassicaceae.